Messenger RNA from Musa acuminata subsp. malaccensis (wild Malaysian banana), 1503 nucleotides. NCBI's taxonomy places the organism in Eukaryota, Viridiplantae, Streptophyta, Magnoliopsida, Zingiberales, Musaceae. The record is from RefSeq and is a predicted model, not a curated record.
UUGUGCCGAGAAAUGACCGCAGAUCUCGAGAUCCUCGAAGAAAUGCUAGCGAGGCACAUCAGGAAGCAGCUCGCUGCUAUCGUUACGAAGAUCCAGUGGAGCUAUGCGUUCUUUUGGUCUACUUCCACCACGCAACCCGGCGUCUUGGAAUGGUGCGGUGGAUUUUACAAUGGUCAAAUAAAAACAAGGAAGAUGAUUCAACCAAUAGAACUUGAAGCUGACCAAAUGAGCCUUCAGAGGAGCGAGCAACUGAGGGAAUUGUAUGAAUCACUUUCAUCGGGUGAUAGCAAUCAGCAGAUGAGAAGGGCUUGUGCUGCAUUGUAUCCAGAGGAUUUGACUGAUGCAGAAUGGUACUACUUGACUUGCAUGUCCUUCGUAUUCAAUAUAGGACAAGGAUUGCCGGGUAAAGCAUUUGCGGACAAUCAACACAUCUGGUUGAACGGUGCUCAAUUUGCAAAUUGCAAGAUGUUUUCACGCUCUCUUUUAGCAAAGAGUGCAUCUAUUCAGACUGUGGUGUGCAUCCCUAUCAUGGAUGGUGUGCUAGAGCUCGGAACAAAUGAUCUAAUUUUGGAGGAUCCUGCCAUCAUAGAGAAGAUCACAAGUUCUCCCUGGGAGCUACCAAAUCCGAUUUGCUCUGAGCAAUCUAUAUCCGGUCGUCGAAUGGCUGAGAACGACGAAGAUCAUUUAUGCCCUAAUCUUGAUAAUAACAUAGAUGACUGUAUCGACUUGGAGGACCAGAAUCUGAUCGUUGAUCCUCAAACCCAAUUGGGCAAUGGUCCACAACACAUUCCAUUUCAUUUGUAUGCCCCUAUCGAACAAACAGAACCAGUCCGAUGCAGGGUCGAGGAGCUACAUACAAGCAUACGUGAAGAACUAAUUGUAGGUUCUUCAGAUGGCAGUUUAAGUCAUGUCUUAUCAGAGAGGAGGAGAAGAGAGAAGUUGAAGGAGAAAUUUCUUGUUUUGAGAUCACUUAUUCCGUCUAUCAGCAAGGUCGACAAGGCAUCCGUCCUUGGUAACACCAUAGAUUAUCUGAAAGAUCUUGAGAGAAGAGUGCUGGAGUUGGAAUCCAGCCAGGAGCCAGCGGAGCUUGAGAUUGCGGAGAGCAGGAAGCAUCCUGAUGUAGCAAAGCGAUCAUCUGAAAAUUACAGAAAUAAAGAGAUCGUAAAUGGCGAGAAUUCUUUAGCAAAGAAGCGGAAAGUAUCUGACGUCGAUAGAUCAAAUGCCGAGCACCUCUGGAUCUUGACCAAGGAUAGACCAAUCGAGGUAAACGUCACCUUGAAGGACAAAGAGGUUUUGGUAGAGAUGCACUGUCCAUGGAGGGAAAGCUUGGUGUUCGAGAUAGUGGAAUCCAUAAGCAACCUCCAUUUGGAUCUGCUCUCGGUGCAAUCUUCCACUGUCGAUGGCAUGCUUUCCCUGGCAAUAAAAUCCAAGUUUAGAAGCACCAGUGUUGCCUCCCCAGGAAUGAUAAAGCAAUCACUUCAAAGAGUGAUGGGAUUAUUAUAG